Molecule: messenger RNA, 1696 nt
Organism: Ictalurus furcatus (blue catfish)
Lineage: Eukaryota; Metazoa; Chordata; Actinopteri; Siluriformes; Ictaluridae
Gene: gnb5b
Product: guanine nucleotide binding protein (G protein), beta 5b
Exons: 11
Coding region: 497-1696 (399 amino acids)
Biological process (GO): G protein-coupled receptor signaling pathway; G protein-coupled dopamine receptor signaling pathway
Cellular component (GO): heterotrimeric G-protein complex; cytoplasm
Molecular function (GO): protein binding; signaling receptor complex adaptor activity
Source: RefSeq, a predicted model, not a curated record
ACAGAACCGACGUGAUUCGAAUCGUUAUUAAGAAUCAGAAUAACACACACUUGUUGAGUCCUGUCAAGUGUUUCUGUUUUAUUUCAUUAAUGUUCCACUUAUCCAAAGAGGAAAAUAGGUUUAGUAGUAAAAAUGCUUUACAUCCCAAUAUGCCUUGUUUAGGGCACAAAAACCCCCCAAAAACCAACUCGAAGUGCGCGAGUGUCGUCGAUCAGGAGCGAACACGGAGUAAAAGUGUAAUAAUAGACAGCAGUUGAACCUCCGUGUGUUCAGUGCUUUAAACAGACUGUAUUAAACGCUAAAAACAGUCCGAGUUUAAUGUUAAUGUAAGGAAGGAGGGCGUGGUUUAAAGUUUGAAGGCGGAGCUAUAAAUUAGAAGUUAUUAGAAGUGAUUCAGGUGAAAAAAUAGUUCCAGAUUCGUAUUUUACGUGUGUGUGUGUGUGUGUGUGUGUAUUCUGUAUCAUUAUCCAGGACCGUCCUUACUCCCCUCAGCACCAUGUGUGACCAGACGUUUUUAGCGAUCACGUUCGGCGCCUGCGACAACUGCAGCCAGAACAAACCUCUGAUGAACAUCUACCUGCAGAACGAGCCGGUUAACUACUGCUCACUGUGUGUGGAGAAGAUGGCGUGUCAGGGUCUGGCGAAGGGGGAGAGCGUGGCGUCGCUGAAGGCCGAGGCGGAGAGUUUGAAGGUCAAACUGGAGCAGGAGAGAACCAAACUGCACGAUGCGGACCUCAAUCAGAUGGCGGAGAAAGUGGAAGCUCUGGGUGCGGUCACGCUGAAGAACCGUCGCACGCUGAAGGGUCACAGUAGUAAAGUGCUGUGUAUGGACUGGUGCAGUGAUAAGAGACGCAUCGUCAGCUCCUCACAGGACGGGAAGGUCAUCGUCUGGGACGCCUUCACAACUAACAAGGAGCACGGUGUCACCAUGCCAUGUACGUGGGUGUUAGCGUGUGCGUACGCUCCCUCGGGCUGUGUGAUAGCGUGUGGUGGGUUGGAUAAUAAAUGCUCUGUCUAUCCCCUGUCUCUGGAUAAGAGUGAGAAUUUGGCAGCGAAGAGGAAACCGGUGGCCGUUCACACCAACUAUCUCUCCUCCUGCAGCUUCACCAACUCUGAUAUGCAGAUCCUGACCUCCAGUGGUGACGGUACGUGUGCAUUAUGGGAUGUAGAGAGCGGGCAGCUGCUGCAGAGUUUCCACGGUCACUCGGCUGAUGUGCUCUCGCUGGACCUGGCUCCGUCUGAGACAGGAAACACCUUCGUCUCCGGAGGUUGUGAUAAGAAGGCUAAUGUGUGGGACAUGCGCUCCGGUCAGAACAUCCAGUCCUUUGACACUCACGAGUCGGACAUCAAUGCUGUAAAGUACUACCCGAGUGGUGAUGCUUUUGCCACUGCAUCUGACGAUGCAACAUGCCGUCUGUAUGACCUGAGGGCCGACCGCGAAGUGGCCGUUUACUCUAAAGAGAGCAUCAUCUUCGGCGCCUCCAGUGUGGACUUCUCCCUCAGUGGGCGACUGCUGUUUGCUGGCUAUAACGACUACACUAUAAACAUAUGGGACGUGUUAAAGGGCACCCGGGCGGCGAUCCUGUACGGGCAUGAGAACCGGGUCAGUAAGGUCCGAGUGUCGCCUGACGGUACCGCGUUCUGCUCAGCAUCAUGGGACAACACACUACGGGUGAGGAACCAGUCAUUCCUAUGA